GGCAAUUACCGCUAACUUGGUUUCUUGCAGCACUCGACUCAUAACUCAUUAUCCCCUCAUGGCUCACGUAGUCGCUGCGCUAGACUUGCCUUCGAAUUACAGAGAUUCACAAGCUCGGCAUCAAAGAGAUACGAACGAGCUGCUUUCCCACUCCAGCACACUCUAUAUAGGGAACUUAUCAUUCUACACCACGGAAGAACAAAUCUACGAAGUGUUUGCAAAAUGCGCCAAACCUGAAGACGGUGGUGGUGUUAAACGAAUCAUCAUGGGCCUCGACCGUAACACAAGAACACCUUGUGGUUUCUGCUUCGUUGAAUUCUACACCCAUGCCGAAGCACUGGCUGCAUUGAAGUAUAUCAGUGGAACAAAACUUGACGAGCGUAUUGUUAGGUGCGAUCUAGACACAGGUUACACCGAUGGCCGUCAGUUCGGGCGAGGCAAAAGUGGUGGCCAGGUACGAGACGAACACCGCACUGACUAUGAUGCUGGUCGCGGUGGAUGGGGGGCGCAGGCGCAACGAGAAAGAUUGCGGAAAGAGCUUUACGCGGACGCUUCAGAUGCCCCUGGAGCAGUUGCCAGUGGAGGUGGCAAUUGGGAGCAUGAAAGACAUGGCAAUGAGUCACCAGAUGGGAAACCCCUCAAACGCGAGCGCGAUGAGGACGAGGAUGAUCUUGACGAAGUUGGGCGGUCACGCCGAUUGCGGAUUGAGGGGGAGGAAUCAUAGGUUAUAAGAUCGUGCAUC
This is a messenger RNA of Cantharellus anzutake, 742 nucleotides long. Its product is annotated as RNA-binding domain-containing protein. Gene Ontology annotation, biological process: mRNA cis splicing, via spliceosome. Bases 59 to 724 code for a protein of 221 amino acids. The record is from RefSeq and is a predicted model, not a curated record. Gene Ontology annotation, molecular function: RNA cap binding. NCBI's taxonomy places the organism in Eukaryota, Fungi, Basidiomycota, Agaricomycetes, Cantharellales, Hydnaceae. The transcript has 7 exons. Gene Ontology annotation, cellular component: nuclear cap binding complex.